GAACAGCUGUCACGUGUGGACCCAUUUCGAAAUUGGACACAUCACAGAAUUACUUUGAAGCCAGAUCUUAAGGGAGCUGCUUCUCCAGCUAGCUGCCUUCUCCCCCCCUUUCCCGACGCCAUUGCACCGACGACAACUCGCGCUUUUCUGCGGAGUCGUUGUCGCUCGUUUCGCCUCUUCUUCUCCUUCUUCUGGAUGGUUUAAUAUCUGGUUUUUAUUUUCUCCGCACAAUCGCCCAAGAUGAGUUCCCUCCGGUUCCUCGAUCUCGUCAAGCCCUUCGUGCCGUUCCUCCCCGAGGUUCAGCAGCCCGAGACCAAGAUACCGUUCAACCAGAAGCUGAUGUGGACCGGGCUGACGCUCCUGAUCUUCCUGGUCAUGAGCCAGAUGCCGCUCUACGGCAUUGUCUCGUCAGACACGUCCGAUCCGCUAUACUGGCUGCGCAUGAUGAUGGCGAGUAACCGUGGCACCUUGAUGGAGCUCGGUAUCACGCCCAUCAUCUCGUCGGGCAUGGUGUUCCAGCUCCUUGCCGGCACCCACAUGAUCGACGUCAACCUCGACCUCAAGUCGGACCGCGAGCUCUACCAGACGGCCCAGAAGCUCUUCGCCCUCAUCCUCUCCGUUGGAACCGCCACCGUCUACGUCUUCACCGGCCUUUACGGCCCCCCCAGCGAGCUCGGUGCCGGCAUUGUCUUUCUCCUGAUCCUCCAGCUCGUCGUCGCCGGCAUGAUCGUCAUCCUCCUCGACGAGCUCCUCCAGAAGGGAUAUGGUCUUGGCAGCGGUAUCUCGCUGUUCAUUGCCACCAACAUCUGCGAGUCUAUCAUGUGGAAGGCCUUCUCGCCGACCUCGAUUAACACCGGCCGCGGCCCCGAGUACGAGGGUGCCGUCAUCGCGCUGUUCCACCUGUUCAUGACGUGGCCCAACAAGCAGCGUGCGCUGCAGGAGGCUUUCUACCGCCAGAACCUGCCCAACAUCAUGAACCUGUUGGCUACCCUCGUGGUGUUCGCCGCCGUCAUCUACCUCCAGGGCUUCCGCGUUGAGAUCCCCGUCAAGUCGUCGCGCCAGCGCGGUGCUCGUGGCUCGUACCCCGUCCGCCUGUUCUACACAUCGAACAUGCCCAUUAUGCUGCAGUCCGCCCUGUCCUCCAACGUCUUCUUGAUCAGCCAGAUGCUGUACUCGCGCUUUUCGGAGAACCUGCUGGUCCGCCUCUUCGGCGUCUGGGAGGCCAAGGACGGCUCUUCGCAGCUGUCUGCCGUUUCUGGUCUCGUCUACUACAUGUCCCCGCCGCUCAACUUCAAGGACGCCCUGCUGGACCCGAUCCACACCGCCGUCUACAUCGCCUACAUGCUCACUGCCUGCGCUGUCUUCUCCAAGACGUGGAUCGAGGUGUCUGGCUCGAGCCCCCGUGACGUUGCCAAGCAGCUCAAGGAUCAGGGCCUCGUCAUGGCUGGCCACCGCGAGCAGAGCAUGUACAAGGAGCUCAAGCGCAUCAUCCCCACCGCCGCUGCCUUUGGUGGCGCCUGCAUUGGUGCCCUCUCGGUUGCCAGCGACCUCAUGGGUGCGCUCGGCUCUGGUACCGGAACCCUGCUUGCCGUCACGAUCAUCUACGGUUACUUUGAGAUCGCGGCCAAGGAGGGCGAUCUCGCUGGCAUGAAGGGCAUGAUCAUGGGCUGAACGCAGCUCAGCACGCAAGCUCCACCGCAGCGUAGCUGCGGUAGCCAGCUACAUUUCACCCCGAUCGACUGCCCAUGUUGACGGGUUUCCACAUGCGGUAUUAUUUCCUGUUGUAGAUGACUGUAAUUGUCCGGUGAUCCAAGCACGGG
Molecule: messenger RNA, 1820 nt
Organism: Thermothielavioides terrestris NRRL 8126
Lineage: Eukaryota; Fungi; Ascomycota; Sordariomycetes; Sordariales; Chaetomiaceae
Exons: 3
Coding region: 241-1671 (476 amino acids)
Biological process (GO): post-translational protein targeting to membrane, translocation; SRP-dependent cotranslational protein targeting to membrane, translocation
Cellular component (GO): membrane; Sec61 translocon complex
Molecular function (GO): signal sequence receptor activity; ribosome binding; transmembrane protein transporter activity
Source: RefSeq, a predicted model, not a curated record